Auxenochlorella protothecoides is the source of this 2001-nucleotide messenger RNA. Its product is annotated as Heat shock 70 kDa protein, mitochondrial. Lineage: Eukaryota; Viridiplantae; Chlorophyta; Trebouxiophyceae; Chlorellales; Chlorellaceae. Bases 1 to 2001 code for a protein of 666 amino acids. The record is from RefSeq and is a predicted model, not a curated record. Gene Ontology annotation, biological process: cellular response to unfolded protein; protein refolding. Gene Ontology annotation, molecular function: misfolded protein binding; ATP binding; ATP-dependent protein folding chaperone. The transcript is spliced from 7 exons. Gene Ontology annotation, cellular component: mitochondrion; cytoplasm.
AUGCUGAGUCAGGCGGGUCGGCGGCUCGGGAAGAGCCUGCUCCGCCUGAGCCCGGAGUCAUCGAUUUCUGCAUAUAAAUGCAACGCCACAUCAUGGACGGACAGCCUGCGGUGCUUCGGGUCCACCGUGAGCCGAUCCGCCGCAGGGAAUGAGGUCAUCGGCAUCGAUCUGGGCACCACCAACUCUUGCGUGGCUGUCAUGGAGGGCAAGGUGGCCAAGGUGAUUGAGAACGCGGAGGGGCAGCGCACCACGCCCUCCGUGGCGGCCUUCACCGAGUCCGGCGAGCGCCUGGUGGGCCUGCCCGCCAAGCGCCAGGCCAUCACCAACCCCACCAACACCGUGUACGCGACCAAGCGCCUGAUUGGCCGCGCCUUCGACGAUGCCGAGGUGCAGAAGGAGCGCAAGAUGGUGCCCUACAACAUCGUGCGCGCCGACAAUGGCGACGCGUGGGUGGAGGCCGGCGGCCAGCGCUACUCCCCCUCCCAGGUCGGCGCCUUCACGCUGCAGAAGAUGAAGGAGACCGCGGAGCGGUACCUGGGCCGCCCCGUCUCCCAGGCGGUGGUCACCGUGCCCGCCUACUUCAACGACCACCAGCGCCAGGCGACCAAGGACGCGGGGCGCAUCGCCGGCCUGGACGUCCUCCGCAUCAUCAACGAGCCCACCGCCGCGGCGCUGUGCUACGGCGCAGACAAGAAGGAGGGCCUGGUGGCGGUGUACGACCUGGGCGGCGGCACCUUUGACGUGUCCAUCCUGGAGAUCUCCGGCGGCGUGUUCGAGGUCAAGGCCACCAACGGCGACACCUUCCUGGGCGGGGAGGACUUUGACAAUGCGCUGCUGAGCCACAUCGUGGAGGAGUUCCGCCGCUCCGACGGCAUCGACCUGUCCAAGGACAAGCUGGCGGUGCAGCGCUUGCGCGAGGCAGCGGAGAAGGCCAAGUGCGAGCUGUCCUCCGCCUCCUCCACCGACAUCAACCUGCCCUUCAUCACCGCCGACGCCACGGGCCCCAAGCACUUGCAGCUGACCCUGACGCGGUCCAAGUUCGAGACCCUGGUCAAGCCGCUCCUGGACCGCACUGUGCAGCCCUGCCACAGCGCGCUCAAGGACGCGGGCGUCACCGCCAAGGACGUGAACGAGGUGCUGUUGGUGGGCGGCAUGACGCGCAUGCCCCGCGUCCACGAGCUGGUGCGCACCAUCUUCUCCAAGGAGCCCAAUAGGUCCAUGAAUCCCGACGAGGUGGUGGCCAUGGGCGCCGCCAUCCAGGGCGGCGUGCUGCGUGGCGACGUUAAGGACAUCCUGCUGCUGGACGUCACCCCCCUGUCCUUGGGCAUCGAGACACUGGGUGGCGUCAUGACCAAGCUGAUCACGCGCAACACCACCAUCCCCACCAAGAAGAGCCAGGUGUUCUCCACCGCUGCCGACAACCAGACGCAGGUGGGCAUCAAGGUCUUCCAGGGCGAGCGCGAGAUGGCCGGCGACAACAACAUGCUGGGGCAGUUCGACCUGGUGGGCAUCCCGCCCUCCCCGCGCGGCGUGCCCCAGAUCGAGGUGACCUUUGACAUCGACGCCAACGGCAUCGUGCAUGUGGCCGCCAAGGACAAGUCCACGGGCAAGGAGCAGUCCAUCACCAUCCAGUCCAGUGGCGGCCUGUCCGAGUCCCAGAUCCAGAGCAUGGUGUCGGACGCGGAGCGCUUUGCAAGCGAGGACGCGGAGCGCAAGGCCCAGAUCGAUGCGAGGAACGACGCUGACGCGGCACUGUACUCCGCCGACAAGAGCUUGGCGGAGUACAAGGACCGCCUGCCGCAGGCGGUGGUGGACGAGAUCGAGGCGGCCGCCGCCGACCUGCGGGGGGCGCUUGAGUCCGCCUCUUCCGCGGACCUCAAGGAGAAGGUGACCGCGCUGCAGACCGCCUCCAUGAAGAUCGGGUCCUCCCUGUCCGGGCAGGCGGGCGCCGCCGGCGCCGAGAACGUUCAAGAUGCGGAGGUGAAGGACAAGAAGGAGUGA